Rhopalosiphum maidis (corn leaf aphid) is the source of this 2029-nucleotide messenger RNA. Its product is annotated as peroxiredoxin-4-like. Gene Ontology annotation, biological process: hydrogen peroxide catabolic process; response to oxidative stress; cell redox homeostasis. Bases 542 to 1822 code for a protein of 426 amino acids. Gene Ontology annotation, cellular component: endoplasmic reticulum; cytosol. Gene Ontology annotation, molecular function: thioredoxin peroxidase activity; DNA binding. The transcript has 6 exons. NCBI's taxonomy places the organism in Eukaryota, Metazoa, Arthropoda, Insecta, Hemiptera, Aphididae. The record is from RefSeq and is a predicted model, not a curated record.
UACACAACAGGCAGACACUCAGACACGCUACACGUACAAUAUUAUAUAUUAUGUUAUAUUAAUAUAUUUAUACGCGCGUGUAUGUGUGUGCGUGUGUGCGUGUGUUCAUAUCGUGCCUGCCAUUUUUUCGUCCGAUUUUUUUUGUUGGCCUUUUCCGGCUGUACUGUGCGUUUUACAGUGCAAGUAAAACGUUCACGGCAUUCACCGUUUUUAUCGUACCAACGAUAUAAAGACUGACCAGGAACACUCACUUCAUCAGACCAUCAACAUUAGACUCUAUUACGCUAUACAAUACGAUCAACGGACGCCACCUCGAAGACGACGGCACAACGCGCGUGUUCACGCACCACCUCCAUACGUGUUCUAUUCGCCGUUUGCCGGCGAUGUCUUCGACCAACGUCGAAUUGAUCGACGACGACGACUCUGGCAGAUGAAAUUCAGUAACCCGCAGCACUUAGGGAAUUUCAAGGUAUUUGAAGCAGAAAGACGACAAAAUACAUUUUAAUAUUAAAUUAAUAUUGUUUGAUUCUACGCUAUUUCAAUGUCUAACAACCAACAACACGAAGAAUAUACAAUUUUAGCAACGGGCUCAAACAACCGAGGCCAAAUGUCUCAACCUCAUCUUACAUUUACACCACCCACUCAAGUGUUCCGAAGUGAAUGGCAACGUUUUCCAGAAUUUCAUGCUUGGUUACGGCCUAUUGAUGGAGAUGUAACAAAAGCUUGGUGCAUUGCAUGUGAACGAAUGUUUCGUGCAGAUUUAAAGUCUUUAAGAGUCCACGGUGUCAGCAAAGCUCAUGUGCGUAUGGUUAGAGCUCGUUGUCCUAAUGCAGAUGACAAUCCUGUUCCACCAAUUGAAUAUAAUGUGGUGACUGACAAAAAAGGUACUUAUGGUAUAGCUGUAGUAACUAAUAAGGAAGACAAAUCAUCACUUGCGUCAAGAGCAUUGUAUAUGAAUCAAACAAAUCCUACUGAGGAAAUAAUUACAUCAGAAAUGGCAGCACAAUCACAACGUGACAAAUAUGUAGUGGUGUCAUUACCUAACGAAGAUGAUGAUGACAAUGAAGGUCCACAAGCUUCUAGCUCAAAUACCCAAUAUAUACAAAAAGAAGUGAAUGUAAUCGAUGAGACUGGUAAUUUGGUGUCUGUGGUUACUGAACAUCAUGUACAAAAAAAUAAAGACAAUGAUGAUGAUUAUGAAGUUGGUCUUCAAUCAAAUGAUUAUCAUAGUACAUCUAAUUAUGAAAAAAUGGAUCAAAAACAUGAAGAAAACCAAUGCAAAGCUAUUGUUUCCAAACCAGCACCAUUUUGGAAAGCCACAGCUGUCGUUAAUGGCCAUGUGACAGAAUUAAAAUUAAGUGACUAUAGUGGUCGUUAUUUGGUCCUAUUUUUUUAUCCUCAAGAUUUUUCUCGUAUUUGUCCAAGUGAGCUGAUUGCAUUAAGUGAUAGAGUAUCUGAAUUCAGAGCACUAAACACUGAAGUAGUGGCUUGUUCUGUGGAUUCAUACCUUUCUCACCAGGCAUGGUCGCGUACAUUGCGCUCUGAUGGAGGCAUUGCAAUACCUAAAAUGCCACUACUAUCUGAUCCAACGCAUGCCAUUAGUAAAAGUUAUGGAUGCUAUUUAUCAGAGCUUGGCCAUUCUCUCAGAGCUCAUUAUAUAAUAGACAUGAGAGGUAUUUUAAGACAUGUGACAAUUAAUGAUCUACCUGUAGGGCGGAAUAUCAGUGAAAUAUUAAGACUUUUAGAAGCUUUUCAAUACACUGAUGAAACAGAAACAUUAUGCCCUGCUGAUUGGAAACCUGGCGAACCAACUAUAUCAUAAUUGUAUUAUUUUUAUUAUUAUUAUCACUACUGCUAAGCUAUUUUAAAUUUAUAUUAUUAUUAUAUUUCACUUAUUCCACUAAAUAAAAGUUAAUUUAGUGAACUUAACAACUUUAUAAUGAAUAAUAUUCUUCAUGAUGUACUCCAUUUAUGUUUACAUUCAUAUUAUAUGUAUAAUGUAAAUCUACAUCUAUAAUAUACUGGAGAA